AUGAUUGGGGCGAUGCCUGCUGUGGCCGUCCGCCACGAGCGGCGGAGGCAGGAGAAAAAAGUGGUAUGCGUGAAUAAUCUGAACACCGGUGACCGGGAAGGCACGUCAAACACCACUGGAAACCGGAGACCGAGUCUUUUAACACUGCAGUCACCGCAUUCUCAGACCGGCACACCGAUCACUUCUCCGCCGUACAUCCAAAACACGCUGCCAGAUAUCUAUGUCUGCUCAAAAGGUAUAUUAAAAAAAAAACUGCAUGAAAUAGAGCCAUUUCGGUCGAUCCGAGCGGGACAACAAAGGUGUCCGUGCUGCACAUAG
Messenger RNA from Macrosiphum euphorbiae (potato aphid), 318 nucleotides. Lineage: Eukaryota; Metazoa; Arthropoda; Insecta; Hemiptera; Aphididae. The record is from the annotation of a GenBank genome assembly.